Bufo bufo (common toad) is the source of this 2178-nucleotide messenger RNA. It is a transcript of the gene SLC6A17, whose product is annotated as solute carrier family 6 member 17. Gene Ontology annotation, biological process: L-leucine transport; proline transport; glycine transport. The transcript has 11 exons. The record is from RefSeq and is a predicted model, not a curated record. Bases 1 to 2178 code for a protein of 725 amino acids. Lineage: Eukaryota; Metazoa; Chordata; Amphibia; Anura; Bufonidae. Gene Ontology annotation, cellular component: plasma membrane; synaptic vesicle.
AUGCCUAAAAGCAGUAAAGUGUCUCAGCGAGAGCAUGGCAACCAACCUGUCACAGAAUCUGUUGCUGACUUAUUGGCCCAUGAGGAACCAAUUGAUCACAAGGCGAGCGCUCUUAAUGUUUCUGGUGAGGAGAGUAGAGCAAAAGAGCUGGAAGAUACAGAAUUAGAAGACAGACCAGCAUGGAACAACAAGCUACAAUACAUAUUAGCACAAAUUGGAUACUCUGUGGGUCUGGGGAACGUUUGGCGAUUUCCAUAUCUGUGCCAGAAAAAUGGUGGAGGAGCAUACAUGGUUCCCUACCUGAUUUUACUCCUUUUGAUUGGCAUCCCUCUCUUCUUCCUUGAACUGGCUGUGGGGCAGAGAAUCCGCAGAGGUAGCAUCGGCGUAUGGAAUUACAUAUGUCCUCGGCUUGGAGGAAUUGGCUAUGCGAGCUGUCUUGUCUGCUUCUUUGUUGGGCUCUACUAUAAUGUUAUCAUUGGUUGGAGCAUAUUCUACUUCUUCCAGUCCUUCCAGUAUCCUUUGCCAUGGAGUGAAUGUCCAAGUGUGAAAAAUGGUUCAGUUAUCUUAGUGGAAGCGGAAUGUGACAAAAGUUCAGCUACAACGUACUUCUGGUAUCGGGAAACUUUGGAUAUCUCAAACUCUAUAUCAGAAGGAGGAGGUCUUAACUGGAAGAUGACCAUAUGUCUGUUCAGUGCUUGGUGUAUUGUGGGAUUGGCUAUGAUAAAAGGCAUACAGUCAUCAGGCAAGGUAAUGUACUUCAGCUCCCUCUUUCCUUAUGUGGUUCUGAUAUGCUUCCUCGUCCGAGGAUUAUUACUCAGAGGAUCUGUUGAUGGUAUCCUUCAUAUGUUAACUCCAAAGGUUGAGAAGAUGCUGGAUCCACAAGUGUGGAGGGAGGCAGCAACUCAAGUUUUCUUUGCUCUAGGUCUUGGGUUUGGUGGUGUCAUUGCUUUUUCAAGUUACAAUAAGCAAGAUAAUAACUGCCAGUUUGAUGCAGCGCUUGUCUCUUUCAUCAACUUCUUCACUUCUGUACUGGCUACUUUGGUUGUAUUUGCUGUCCUUGGCUUCAAAGCCAAUAUGAUGAAUGAGAAAUGUGUAGUACAAAAUGCAGAAAAGAUUCUUGGCUACUUGAAUUCUGGCAUUCUGAGCCAUUUCCUUAUACCACAGCAUGUGAACUUUUCUCACUUGACAACUGCAGAUUAUGCAGACAUGUAUGAAGUCAUUAAAAAGGUAAAAGAAGAUGGUUUUCAAGAUCUCCAUCUGGACGCCUGUUUACUAGAGGAUGAACUAGAUCAGGCAGUACAAGGAACCGGAUUGGCUUUCAUUGCAUUCACAGAGGCAAUGACUCACUUUCCAGCUUCUCCUUUUUGGUCCGUCAUGUUUUUCUUAAUGCUAAUUAACCUUGGUCUAGGAAGUAUGAUUGGCACUAUGUCUGGUAUUACUACUCCUCUUAUUGACACUUUUAAAGUCCGAAAAGAAGUUUUGACAGUCAGCUGUUGCAUCCUUGCCUUCCUGCUGGGCUUGAUCUUUGUUCAGCGUUCUGGAAAUUAUUUCGUCAACAUGUUUGAUGAUUACUCUGCCACACUACCACUCACCAUUGUGGUUAUCCUGGAAAACAUUGCAGUAGCUUGGGUGUAUGGCACAAAGAAAUUCAUGCAGGAGCUUACAGAGAUGCUUGGAUUUCGUCCAUACUCCUACUACUUUUAUACAUGGAAGUAUGUUUCCCCAAUUUUUAUGGCAAUUCUGCUUUUGGUUAGUGUAAUUCAACUAGCAUUCAGCCCGCCGGGAUACAGUGCUUGGAUCAGACAACUGGCUGAAGAACAAUAUCUGUUGUAUCCCCCAUGGGCUUUGUCAUUAUUGAUUUGUCUCAUAAUAUUAGCAAUCCUUCCAGUGCCUCUCGUCUUCAUUCUCUGGCAAUUUCAACUGAUACCCGAUGGCUCCAAUAGAUUGUUAGUGUCCUACAAGAAAGGUCGUAUGAUGAAAGAUAUCUCCAAUUUGGAAGAUAAUGACGAAACUCGCUUUAUCCUGAGUAAAGUGCCUAGUGAGGCCCCAUCUCCAAUGCCAACCCAUCGCUCGUACUUGGGCCCAGAAAAUGCUUCUCCUUUGGAUUUGGGUGGAGCAUCAAAUGGACGGUAUGGAAGUGGAUAUCUAAUGGCAACCACUCCUGAAUCCGAAUCGUGA